UCCUUCUCUAUAUAAACACUCUCCCCUAAGACUCUUCAUCAUCCAUCACUACACACAUCUCCUCUUGCAAACCAACAAAAAACCCUAACUAAGAGAUCAAUAUGGCUGGAGUGAUGAAGUUGGCAUGCUUGGUCUUGGCCUGCAUGAUUGUGGCCGGUCCAAUGACAGCGAACGCGGCUCUGAGUUGUGGCACCGUUAACAGCAACUUGGCAGGGUGCAUUGGCUACUUGACCCAAGGUGCAGCCCUUACCCAAGGGUGUUGUAAUGGCGUUACUAACCUAAGAAACAUGGCUCGUACAACCCCAGACCGUCAGCAAGCUUGCCGUUGCCUUCAAUCUGCCGCUAGAGCUGUUGGCCCUGGUCUCAACACUGGCCGUGCAGCUGGACUUCCUAGCGCAUGCAAAGUCAAUAUUCCUUACAAAAUCAGCACCAGCACUAACUGCAACACCGUGAGGUGAUGAGCGACAGUCAAAUGAAGCUACUAGCGGAUGUUUCGAAUACUAUAUAAUCGAUGAGAUAAUAAUACUAAAUAAAAUGUUCGAAUGGCUGUUUUUAGAGUUUUAUAUUUCCUGUUUUUUUCUAUCGUGGCGUUUCUAUUAUGUUGUCGUCUGUACUCUGUACUAUGUUCGCAAACAACGUUAUAUGAAUUUCAGUUUCAAUUUAAGUUA
Arabidopsis lyrata subsp. lyrata is the source of this 668-nucleotide messenger RNA. RefSeq names its product non-specific lipid-transfer protein 2. NCBI's taxonomy places the organism in Eukaryota, Viridiplantae, Streptophyta, Magnoliopsida, Brassicales, Brassicaceae. Bases 102 to 458 code for a protein of 118 amino acids. The record is from RefSeq and is a predicted model, not a curated record. Gene Ontology annotation, biological process: lipid transport. Gene Ontology annotation, molecular function: lipid binding. Gene Ontology annotation, cellular component: membrane. The transcript has 2 exons.